Molecule: messenger RNA, 1015 nt
Organism: Colossoma macropomum (tambaqui)
Lineage: Eukaryota; Metazoa; Chordata; Actinopteri; Characiformes; Serrasalmidae
Product: butyrophilin subfamily 1 member A1-like
Exons: 5
Coding region: 116-769 (217 amino acids)
Source: RefSeq, a predicted model, not a curated record
UGUCUCAGCUCAGCUGUUGAGAAAGUGAAAGUUUAACUUUAUCAGUAACAGAACAGAAGGAUGGACUAAACGAGGCUCUCUGUCUUCACCCUAAACAGGUUCACAGUUGGUAGCCAUGUUGGUGAGGUGGACCUGGCUAGUUGUUUUUCUGUCCUCCUGUGAUGGAAAAGGAUUGUUCUCAGUGGUGGCUCCUCAGGCUCCAGUCGCAGGCCUGCUUGGAAGUUCUGUGUCUCUGCCCUGCACUCUCUCUCCAACCUUAAAUGCAGUAACCUUUGAAGUGCUCUGGUAUCGUCCUAAUGAGAUUGGCACCCCAGUACUCUCUUAUAAGAACCAGAAGAUCCAAGAGAACCCCAGAGAUCCUCGGUACUGGGGCAGAGUGUCCCUGUCAGGGGGACUGGAGAAAGGAAAUGUGUCUCUGAAACUGGAGAACUUCACACUAGCAGAUAAAGGAUACUACAUAUGCAGAGUGGAGAAGACAGAAGAAUGGUAUGAUGAGGCCACAGUGUCACUCCAGGAGAAAGUUACAGGUUCCCCUCCUGUCCUCUCUGUAGCUGAUGCAGGUGAAGGUCAGAUGAAUGUUUCCUGUCACUCAGAUGGCUGGUCACCAGAACCAUCACUUAGCUGGACAGACAGAGAAGGGCAGGACCUCAAAUACCUCAGCAAAUCAAAGUUCAUCAAAGAUUCUGAAUGGCUGGUGAGUGUGAGCUCUUGGCUGCUGGUCUCUUCCUCUGAGUCUGAGUGGCUCUCCUGCUCUGUGGGUUUUUUCUGAUUCUGAUCCAGAGAGGAAAGAGUGCAGAGUGCAGCCAAAUAACUGUACAGGUGACACACCACAGUGCUUAUUAUAUACAGACAAAUAGAACUGACACAAUACGGCCUCUUACACCAGGAAGCCUAAUUCUGUACUGCAGACAAUUACAUAAAGAGUGCAAAGAAUACAAAGAAUACAUACACACAGCAACCAACGCUACAACGUCAACAGUAAACCAUAAGAUUCAGAGCAUAUUUACCUUUAAAU